AUGGCUCUCGCAACGUUAUUUUCUCUCAGCCUCAUCACGCUGGCGCUUGCAAACUUACACCUGUCGAAAGCCAGCGACCGGCAUGCAGUGUACUGGAACAGCUCAAACCUACUGCUACGGAGGGAGGGAUUCACUGUGCAGGUCAGUGUCAACGACUACCUGGACAUCUACUGCCCUCACUACAACACCACCCAACGAGGGACACUAGAGCGCAACACUGCAGAGCAGUACAUCCUCUACAUGGUCAGCUAUCGCGGCUACCGGACCUGUGACCCCCAGCUGGGCUUCAAACGCUGGGAGUGCAACAGGCCACAUGCACCCCAUGGACCCAUCAAGUUUUCGGAGAAAUUCCAGCGUUACAGCGCCUUCUCACUGGGCUACGAGUUCAGCGUGGGCCAGGAAUACUACUAUAUCUCCACACCCACCCACCACCACGGCCACAGCUGCUUGAGACUGAGAGUCUACGUCUGCUGCUCCACUGUCUCCCAGGCAGAUGAUGACUCCAGUCAGACGUCUCCCGACUACACAGUCAGGCCAAACAUCAAAAUACACAACAUUGAUGAAUUUAACCCUGAAGUUCCCAAACUGGAGAAAAGUGUCAGUGGCAGUAGCCCCUCACGUGACCGCCUUCUUCUCACUGUGGCAAUGCUGCUUGUGUCUGCUGUCCUCUUGUCCUAG
This is a messenger RNA of Scomber japonicus (chub mackerel), 678 nucleotides long. It is a transcript of the gene efna3a, whose product is annotated as ephrin-A3a. Gene Ontology annotation, biological process: ephrin receptor signaling pathway; axon guidance. Gene Ontology annotation, molecular function: ephrin receptor binding. The transcript has 5 exons. The record is from RefSeq and is a predicted model, not a curated record. NCBI's taxonomy places the organism in Eukaryota, Metazoa, Chordata, Actinopteri, Scombriformes, Scombridae. The coding region runs from base 1 to 678 and encodes 225 amino acids. Gene Ontology annotation, cellular component: plasma membrane.